AUGGCGACCCACAAGCUGAGCUUCUUUGAGAAGAUCGCCAACACGAUCGGAACUCUCUACCGCCACCAGGCCCAGCAGUUCCCCCGCCGUCUCGCCAUUCUGAAGGCCGUCGGAAAGCACGAGCUGGCGCCGCCAAGAACCGCCGAUCUUCCGGCUAUCAAGGCCGACUGGGCCAAGGUGCAAAAGUUCAUCCAGACGAAGCAAUACGUCAAUCUGACUGUCAAGGUGAGAAAAACGUUUGUUUUUCACUCGAAAUAAUUCAAUUCAAUUUUUGUGCAGGAAGGACUCGUCUACACCGCCGUCGCUCUCGAGGUUGUCUUCUGGUUCUUCGUCGGCGAGAUGAUCGGACGUCGCUACGUCUUCGGAUACCUCGUCCCGUCGGAGUUCGUCUCCAAGGAUACCAAGGCUAAAGCCGCCGAACUGAAGAGAAUCGCUGCCCUCGAGGCCUAA
Caenorhabditis sp. 36 PRJEB53466 is the source of this 450-nucleotide messenger RNA. The record is from the annotation of a GenBank genome assembly. NCBI's taxonomy places the organism in Eukaryota, Metazoa, Nematoda, Chromadorea, Rhabditida, Rhabditidae.